UUCCAGUUCUCAUCGAUGGUGUUAGGUCUAAUGUUCGUGAUCAACGGUGGUGUGUACGCUGUCUCGGCUCCAGGCUGGGGCUGGCUGUGUGACCAUCCCGCCAUCAAACAGAAAUACGUCAUCGCUGUAGGAUGCGCUUUUGUUUCCGCUGGAUUCCUCCUCAUUGGACCAGCUCCAUUCUUUGAUAUGGGAACUCAAAUGUGGGCAGUGAUACUUGGCUUGACUCUCCACGGGUUGGGCAUGGGCAGCCAACUCGUCGCAUCAUUCUCUGAUGCCCUAGGAACGGCUAUUGCAAGCGGUCUUCCAAACUCCAUAGAAACGUAUGGGCUGGUGUCAGGUAUGUGGACCUCUACCUUCGCAUUGGGUGCGUUUAUCGGCCCCACCGUGUCUGGUCUACUGUUCGACUCCAUCGGUUUCCGCAGCUCCACACUCUUCGUAUUCAUCCUUCAUCUUAUUGUGAUGGUGAUGAUGCUAAUGUUCACCUGGACUUGUGAUCGCUCAUCGAAGAUGGACGUGUCUGUCUCAGCUGGAGACUUGCUACAGAUCGACGGAACACUGGACGAGAGUGUGCUCAUUGGAGACAAAUUCCUUCCUCCUCCAAGGACUAAGAGAUGGACGAGCCGAAGCCAGGCGGAAGAUCCCCUGGUAGAAAACAUGGUCAUCGGUGAGAAUCUACAAGAGGAAAGGACUAGAAGCCGCCGCUGUGGCAUCAGUGUGGAACAGUCCCGGCCUCCAGCCAUGAACAGUCUCAUAGCCUGCUCCAGUUACAAGAACCGUAGAAGUCCUUGGAGCCAGCGCACUCCAAGAUACAGGCCUACAUACGGCAGCCUCGACCACAGAUACAGAGGAGCGUAUAACACAUAAAUCUAUAAAAAUACUUUAAAUAAGAUAAGUUUAUUAAUUAGGAUCUUUAUUAUUCUUUAAUAAUAUCUUUCUUAGCAUUGUAUUGUGAGAAAAGAGUCCCCUGUUUGUCAAAGUCCUCCUUUCGUCGAUUUUGUUUAUAAUUUUCAUUUUUACAUUUUCUCUGUAAGGUUGAAAAUCAAGUGGCGUCGUUGCAAGUUAAGGUAGCUUGAUAUGCUGGUGUGUUAAUAAAGUUUUUAUUGUAUUCCUGAUUUUCUUUUUGGAUUAAAACUGGAAAGAUGUUUAUUUUUUAUUCAAUAAUAAUUUUUGAAGUUUUAAGAAUACCAAGUUUUAGUACUUCUUUGGUACUAUUUGAUGUCUGGCACCAAAUAGCCAAUCUUGGUCAUCCUAAUCCUGACGAAUUUUGUAGGUUUUAUGAUUUUUCAUACAGCUAUUUACCAAAUAUUUACACAAUUUACAAAGGAUAAUUAUU
Spodoptera exigua (beet armyworm) is the source of this 1333-nucleotide messenger RNA. NCBI's taxonomy places the organism in Eukaryota, Metazoa, Arthropoda, Insecta, Lepidoptera, Noctuidae. The record is from the annotation of a GenBank genome assembly.